AUGGCAACCGUGCAGCAAAUACUCGAGUGUGUGGUGAGUAGAGCAAGCGGACAAGUGCCACCCAACGUCUCGAAUGAAACCUCACUAGACACUGCUGAAAACGCAGUGCUAUGGCGACUGAGUGAGCCUUUAUUCCGAAACUUAUUAGGCAUCGAGAUGAGAACAAGUAAAUACGCAACUUUGCUGCAGUGGCUCGAUUCCCGACGCCCACCGUUUGGCUACACAAUCGUCGAAAACGACGCUUCUUCUGGACCAAGUGACGAGACGAAUCUUUGGUGGGGUGACCACGAUCCUCGAAUGCCUCGUCAUACUCCCAGCAGUUUGGCAGAAGAGGAAUUGAUGAAAAAUGGAUGUACUAUUGCAACGCCAAUGACAGCCAAGUAUCUGCGAUGUGUCUACGAAACGAAAGAGAUUGAGUUCAAACUCACGAGUGGAGUCAGCGUCCCCAAGUUCCGGUUAGCCGCGCUUCAGCAGCUGUUCGGUCCUGCACCUGCGGUUUGA
This is a messenger RNA of Phytophthora infestans T30-4, 501 nucleotides long. RefSeq lists its product as uncharacterized. Lineage: Eukaryota; Oomycota; Peronosporomycetes; Peronosporales; Peronosporaceae. Bases 1 to 501 code for a protein of 166 amino acids. The record is from RefSeq and is a predicted model, not a curated record. The transcript is spliced from 2 exons.